GACGGGAAGCGUCUUUGUAAAUGAAAGUAAACACUAUAUAGUGGUCGUGAGCAGGCAACAUUUGUGUUUUGUUUAAAACAGGAGAAUUUGCAGUCAACUGUAUUAGCGCAGAAUCCGACGGAGUUAUACUAACGGGUAUGGUCUUAGGCGUGUCUAGUUGAAGUUGGCACUAGAUCAUUUUAAGUUCAGGAAAACAACAAUACAUUCUCCAUUGCUGGACAGAAGAGCAAGUUAACGUGCUUGGUAUCACCAUGGCGAGUGUACACGAGAGCUUGUAUUUUAACCCAAUGAUGACCAACGGGGUAGUGCACGCUAACGUCUUCGGGGUAAAAGACUGGGUGACCCCGUACAAGAUAACUGUGCUGAUGCUGUUGGAUGAGAUGACCGUAUCGACGUCUAUAACUCUACUGGAUAGAAGACGGCUUAACAAACUGAUCUUACCAUUGCUGCAGAGUCCAGACAUGACACUUUCUCAGUUAAUCAAGACUGUUGAAGACUCCUGCCCACAGUUGGCUUACACUGUUCAUUUAAGGUUGCAGCUAAUGGCCGAUGGGGAGCUGAAGGAUAUGGAGCACUUUUUUGAUAUGUUACCCAGUCCAUUUAAUGAGACUGAAUCAGAAGCACACAAAACAAGUGUAGUAGGGUUGUUUAUGCGUCACAUGGUCUUGGCGUACAACAAGCUGUCCUUCAGUCAAGUGUACAAGCUGUAUACUGCGCUGCAGCAGUACUACCAGAGCUGUGAGAGGAAGGACAGUCCGGCCGCAGAGCCAGCUGAGGACACAGGCAUGGAGCUGACCAACACGGAGGAGCUGGGAGCGAAGAUGGAGAAAGAGGAGCUGGACUUUGCACCCAGUGAUGAUGAAGUCUCCGCUAGGGGCCCUCUAUCCCAGAAGCAGGCAGAGUAUUUUCUAGCUCAGCAGGCGUAUUUGCUGAAGAAUGAUGAAAACAAAGCCCUGGACCCAGCAGCUCUGCAGAAGGAACUGAACAACAUGCUAAAGUUUAAUCCUGAUUUUGCUGAAGCUCAUUACUUGAGUUACUUGAACAGCAUGCGAGUCCAGGACAUUUUUAACUCCACAGACAGUCUCCUGCAUUACUUCGAUCGGCUCAUCCUGCCUGGAGGCGACAGCAAGAGCAACGGGGAUGAAGGCUGCGGGCGCAGCCUGCGCUAUGCUGCUCUCAACCUCGCCGCUCUGCACUGCCGCUUUGGCCACUAUCAACAGGCUGAGCUGGCUUUGCAAGAAGCAAUUCGCAUUGCCCAAGAAUCCAACGAUCAUGUUUGCUUGCAGCACUGCUUGAGUUGGCUGUACCUCCUGGAACAAAUGAAGGGCUCUGACAGCACUCUCACUGAACACGCUGUGAAAAUGGCCGUGCACUUCUGUUUACCGUAUCUAGCAUCCCUUGGAAUUCAGUCAUUGGUGCAACAAGGGGCUGUUGGGGGAAAGACAGCCAAUAAGUUAAUGGAUGCUUUGAAGGACACUGAUCUGUUACAUUGGAAGCACAGCCUGUCUGAGCUCAUUGAUAUCAGCAUUGCACAGAAAACUGCUAUCUGGAGAAUGUAUGGGAAAAGCAUGAUGGCACUCCAGCAAGCCCAGGUGCUGCUGAAUAUGAACAGCCUGGAGCCGGUGAAUCUAGGGGUGCAGCAGAACAACUCGGAGGCCUUCGCUGUGGCACUGUGCCACCUGUCUGAGCUGCACGCAGAGCAGGGUCUUUUUGCAGCCGCCUCCGAGAUCUUGAAACACCUGAGGGAGCGGUUUCCUCCUCACAGUCAACAUGCAAAACUGUGGAUGCUUUGUGACCAGAAGAUCCAGUUCGACAGAGCUAUGAAUGAUGGGAAGUAUCACCUGGCAGACUCUUUAGUCAUGGGGAUAGCUGCUCUAAGCAAGACUGAGGGUUUGUAUAGAAAAGCACUUGUAUUGAAGGCUCAGAACCAAACUACGGAAGCCUAUAAGGUCCUGCAAAGGCUACUGCUGUACUGUGAGAAAAUAAAGGGAACAGAAAUGACCAUCCGAGUGAUGCUGUCUCUAGCCGAGCUGCACUGGAGCUCCUGUUGCCAUGCCAUCGCGCUCCCCUUGCUGCUGAGAUCUCUUGCCUUGUCCCGUGAGUAUCACCUGCAGCACCUAGCCUCCGAGUCCAUCCUGCACCUGGCCUUCUCACAGCUGAUGCUUGGCAUCCCUGAACAGGCAUUAAAUAUCCUGCACAUGGCUAUCGAGCCCAUCCUGGCACAUGGGGCUCUCCUGGACAAAGGUCGUGCCAUGCUGUUAGUGGCCAAGUGUCAGAUUGUUACAGUCUCAUCAGAGCCUUCGAAACAGAAAGCCCAAGCAGCUUUGGAAGUGGCUAUUCAAAACCUGGAGGAAGCCGGCACGUAUUUUGCCAAAGUAGAUUGCAAAGAGAGAGUGAGAGACGUCUAUUACCUGCAAGCCCGGCUGUACCACUCUCUGGGGAAGACUGCACAGAGGAAUAAAUGUGCAAUGCUCUUCCGCCAGCACAACCAGGAGCUGCCAUCUCAGGGAGUGCCACUGAUCACCAGGCUGUGAAACUGAAUCGGAGACAGUGAAGGAGCCUGUCGCUACUGCUAUCCACUCCCAAUCACCCAGCACAGGGAGGGUCUCUUGAAAAAUGGAUGUACAUUGGUAAUGUUAAAUAGUGUAUAUUUCAAAUAAUAAAGAGAAGUGAUUCUUUCGUU
Polyodon spathula (Mississippi paddlefish) is the source of this 2683-nucleotide messenger RNA. RefSeq names its product anaphase promoting complex subunit 5 (gene anapc5). The coding region runs from base 252 to 2534 and encodes 760 amino acids. Gene Ontology annotation, cellular component: anaphase-promoting complex. Lineage: Eukaryota; Metazoa; Chordata; Actinopteri; Acipenseriformes; Polyodontidae. Gene Ontology annotation, molecular function: protein binding. The transcript is spliced from 17 exons. Gene Ontology annotation, biological process: anaphase-promoting complex-dependent catabolic process; protein K11-linked ubiquitination; positive regulation of mitotic metaphase/anaphase transition. The record is from RefSeq and is a predicted model, not a curated record.